GCUUUAUCGACUUACAACAAAUGAUUUUCGCUCCUUAAAUUCUGAUUGAACGGAGUCACCUAAAACCGCGUACAACGCGGAAGAUGUCCGCUGGCAUUUGGAACUUGGAAAUUCUUAAAUUGUUUGUAAUAUUAAACACUUUUAAACGUCCCGCCGUUUUCACGUUAUCUGCAGAGUGUUUCACAGGCGAAUACGUGUUUGUACGUAGUACGUACCCCGCUAUAGCUGAGAAAUUUUGGUUCCUAGUUUUACACCACCCUACCAUGAGUUCUACAUGAUCUGUGGGAGCAAUGCGUCGGAAGUUUAUGACGCUUGACAGUUGGUCAACAAACACAAGAAAUAACAUUUGAAAAAAUACAAUGAAUGAUUACAAAAUUCCGAUAAUCGAACCGACUAUCGAUUACACGAAGGUUCCACCAAUCAACCAAAAACGAACAAUAUCGUUCAUAAAUCAUUUCAUUGGGCAUACUGUAACAUUCCUCAAUAAAUUUGCAUUGUCAUGCGAAGAGAGAUUAUUUGAAUUUGAAAAUAAGUUACAAAGGAUAGAAGCAUCGCUAGAAAUUUUAGAAUCCUGGUUGUCAUCUGUUCCUAGUUUGGAACAAGAUCAUCAGGAGACUGAACAUCCUGUGGAAAAUGAGGACGUUAAAGAGAAAGAAGAAACUGUAUCCAAGAUAGAUGAACCUGAUAAUGUUACAGAAGAUGAGCCUAGAAGCAUACAGACUGAGCAACAACCAUUAAGCAAAGACCCACGUUACGAGGGAUAUUUCAAGUUGGUACAUUUUGGUGCACAGAAAGAAGCAGUUAAAUUAAAGAUGAAACAAGAGGGAUUGGACCCAUCUGUAUUGGACAAUUCUCAGCAAAUAAUUUCUAAGAAACAAGAAGAAGGAGAUUAAAUACUUUGUUACGUUUAUAUGUUAAGCAUGAAAGAUAUUUUUGCAUUAUAAAAUAUAAAUUGAUAUAAUAAACAAUUAUACAAAU
Colletes gigas is the source of this 978-nucleotide messenger RNA. It is a transcript of the gene CCDC53, whose product is annotated as WASH complex subunit 3. NCBI's taxonomy places the organism in Eukaryota, Metazoa, Arthropoda, Insecta, Hymenoptera, Colletidae. Bases 360 to 893 code for a protein of 177 amino acids. Gene Ontology annotation, biological process: actin filament polymerization; exocytosis. The record is from RefSeq and is a predicted model, not a curated record. The transcript has 5 exons. Gene Ontology annotation, cellular component: WASH complex.